UCUGUGCCAGAGCUCGUAGAUUUGCAUGUCAGUCACUCGUCUAAACCAACUUAUGCACCUCUCUCUCUCUCUCUCUCUCUUUCAUUUCCUUGUCAGUGCAGAUGAUCAAUACCUCUGCUAAAGUAUCUUUUUGACCUACUACUACUACUAGUUUUGCGCAUUUGGUCUUUGUUUAUUUAGUCUCUUCCAUCAACGCAAACAUUCUCUAGAAAUUACUCUCUCUCUCUCUCUCUCCACACAAAAGAAAGGACUUGCUCUGCUUUUCCAUCUACCUUUCCAUUCCUCCCAAGAAAUGAUUACUUCUUCAGAUUCACAUGUACUCCUAACAGGACCACCAUCUAAAAACCCAUUAGAGCUUAUGGAUCAAACCCAAAAGGAAUCAAUAUUCUCUGAGGAAACAAACGAGAUCAAGAAAUGUUGUGGUGAUUGCAAGACAACAAACACACCCUUGUGGAGGGUCGGUCCAGAUGGGCCCAAGUCUCUUUGUAAUGCUUGUGGGAUUAGGUACAGGAAGAAAAGGACUGCUGUGGCAGGAGUGAGCAAAGGAUCAGAGAAGAGUAAAGAAAAUUCCACCACCAUUAGUACCAACAACAAGAAGAAGAAGAAGAGUAGCAGUGUGAGUAAUGAUGGUAAGGAUGGUGAGUUGAAAGAGGGUUUGAGGGUGAGAUUGAUGGCUUUGGGUAAAGAGGUGGUGAAGUUGCAGAAGAGGCAGCGAUCUCCUCCAAUGAAGAGACAAACUUCUUCUUCUUGCAGGGUUGGGAAGUUGGGAGAGGAAGAGGAGGCUGCUUUUCUGUUGAUGGCUCUGUCUUGUGCCUCUGUUCUUACAUGGUAAGCAGGGGCUCAAACAAAAAACACUAACCAAUCAACUUAACAUCUAUGUACAUAGUAUGUUUUACUAGUUUCUUUAGAUUUUGUGUUUUAUAUAUAUAUAUAUAUAUAUAUAUAUAUAUAUAUAUAUAUGAAAUACCCCUUGUUUAUUUAUUUUUUCGUAAAAGGGGUUCGGAUUUAGGGGAGUGUUGCUUUCGAGGUUGGAAGGUAGUUCUGUUUUUGGGAGAUAUGUUUUUGUGGGAAAAUGAAAAUCUAUGUACAUAGUAUGUUUUACUAAUGAA
This is a messenger RNA of Cornus florida, 1109 nucleotides long. Its product is annotated as GATA transcription factor 16-like. Bases 293 to 832 code for a protein of 179 amino acids. Gene Ontology annotation, biological process: regulation of DNA-templated transcription. The transcript is spliced from 3 exons. Gene Ontology annotation, molecular function: zinc ion binding; sequence-specific DNA binding. NCBI's taxonomy places the organism in Eukaryota, Viridiplantae, Streptophyta, Magnoliopsida, Cornales, Cornaceae. The record is from RefSeq and is a predicted model, not a curated record.